AUGGAGCAGAUGAACCAAACCGCUGUUACAGAGUUCAUCCUUCUAGGGCUCUCCAGCAAACCUUCUGUGAAGGCUAUCAGCUUUUGCCUGUUCCUGGUGAUGUAUGUGUUCACACUGUCAGGAAACCUCCUACUGAUCAUGGUGGUGAGACUCAAUACCCAGCUUCAGACCCCAAUGUAUUUUUUCCUUUCUAAUCUCUCACUUGUUGACCUCUUUUUCUCCUCCACCACAGUGCCAAAAAUUCUAGUGAGCACGUUAUCUCAGGACAAAAGUAUUUCUUUCGUGGGGUGUGCAGCUCAGAUGUACUUCCAUCUGGCGUUAGGCGCCACUGAAUGUAUUCUACUGGCCGUGAUGGCCUUUGAUCGAUACACAGCCAUCUGUAGACCAUUACAAUAUAACACUACGAUGGACAAGAGGCUCUGUCUAUGCUUGGCUUUAGGGUCAUGGUUUGUGAGCUUCCUAAACUCUUUUAUCCAUGCAGUCUUCACCUUCCAGCUACCUUACUGUAAAUCCAAUCAAGUCAACCAUUAUUUUUGCGAGAUGCCUCCUCUUUUCCGUAUAUCUUGCACGGACACAUGGUUCAAUGAAAUUGCAGUGUACAUAUCCGGUGGGUUGAUUGCACUUUGCUCGUUCUUGCUGACGCUAUUGUCCUACGUUCACAUUAUCUCCAACAUCUUCAAGAUCCGCUCAAGUGAAGGAAAAUACAAGGUUUUCUCCACCUGCGCCUCGCACUUGACGGUGGUCUGUCUCUACUACGGAACCAUCAUGUUUAUGUACCUGCGACCACGGCAUAGUUACUCCCCGGAUCGGGAUAGGGCUGUUUCAAUCCUGUAUACGGUGGUGACACCCAUGCUGAAUCCGAUCAUUUACAGUAUUAGAAAUAAAGAGGUCAAAAACGCUUUGAGAAGGAUAUUUGUUUUAAACGCCUUAAAGCUAUGUUGGCUCUUUCAUGAAAUGGCACGUUACUUAAAGAAGGUCUUGACCUAA
Molecule: messenger RNA, 987 nt
Organism: Spea bombifrons (plains spadefoot toad)
Lineage: Eukaryota; Metazoa; Chordata; Amphibia; Anura; Pelobatidae
Product: olfactory receptor 1019-like
Exons: 1
Coding region: 1-987 (328 amino acids)
Biological process (GO): G protein-coupled receptor signaling pathway
Cellular component (GO): membrane
Molecular function (GO): olfactory receptor activity; G protein-coupled receptor activity
Source: RefSeq, a predicted model, not a curated record